AUGCCACCAGUGACUCCAGACGCCCCGGGCGAGGGGACCCCACGAGGGACCGCGGCGGGAAAGGCCCGCCGCUGGGGCAGCCUCGCGAGGCAGGCGCUCGCAGGCGAGAGGGAGAGCCGAGGAGCGCCCGGCUGCCGCGCCACCAUGUGCGAGCUGUACAGCAAGCAGGACACCCUGGCGCUGAGGAGGAAGCACAUCGGGCCCUCAUGCAAAUUGUUCUUCGCUGCGGAUCCCAUCAAAAUAGUGCGAGCCCAGGGGCAGUACAUGUUUGACGAGAGAGGUGAACAGUACCUGGACUGCAUCAACAACGUGGCGCACGUGGGACACUGUCACCCGGAAGUGGUCACGGCUGCCCUGAAACAGAUGGAACUGCUAAACACAAAUUCUCGAUUCCUUCAUGACAAUAUUGUUGAGUAUGCCAGGCGCCUUUCAGCAACCCUGCCGGAGACGCUCUCUGUUUGCUAUUUUACAAACUCAGGAUCUGAAGCCAAUGACUUAGCCUUACGCUUGGCUCGGCAGUUCAGAGGCCACCAAGAUGUGAUCACUCUUGACCAUGCUUACCAUGGUCACCUAUCAUCUUUAAUUGAGAUCAGUCCAUACAAAUUCCGAAAGGGCAAAGAUGUCAAAAAAGAAUUUGUGCAUGUGGCACCAACUCCAGAUACUUACAGAGGAAAAUACAGAGAAGAUCAUGCAGACCCAGCCGGCGCUUAUGCAGAUGAAGUGAAGAAAAUUAUUGAAGAAGCUCAUAACAGUGGAAGGAAGAUUGCUGCCUUUAUUGCUGAAUCCAUGCAGAGUUGUGGCGGACAAAUAAUUCCUCCAGCAGGCUACUUCCAGAAAGUGGCAGAAUAUGUACACAGAGCAGGAGGUGUGUUUAUAGCUGAUGAAGUUCAGGUGGGCUUUGGCCGAGUUGGGAAACAUUUCUGGAGCUUCCAAAUGCAUGGUGAAGAUUUUGUUCCAGACAUUGUCACAAUGGGGAAACCAAUGGGCAAUGGCCACCCAAUGGCAUGCGUUGUAACAACCAAAGAAAUUGCAGAGGCCUUCAGCAGUUCUGGGAUGGAAUACUUCAAUACGUAUGGAGGAAAUCCAGUAUCUUCUGCUAUUGGUUUGGCUGUCCUGAAUGUAAUUGAAAGUGAAGACCUUCAAGGAAAUGCCACAAGAGUGGGGGAUUAUCUUACUGAAUUACUCAAUAAACAGAAGGCUAAACAUACUUUAAUAGGAGAUAUCAGGGGCAUUGGCCUGUUUAUCGGAAUUGACUUGGUGAAGGACCAGCAGAAAAGGACCCCCGCCACAGAUGAGGCUCAACAUGUCAUCUACAAGAUGAAAGAAAAGCAAGUGCUUCUCAGUGCCGACGGACCUCAUAGAAAUGUGCUUAAAAUAAAACCACCUAUGUGCUUCACUGAAGAAGAUGCCAAGUUUAUGGUGGACCAACUCGAUGAGAUUCUAACAGUUGUGGAAGAAGCCAUUGGAGCCAAAAGUGAGAGUGUGACCUCUGAGAAUACUCCGUGCAGAACAAAGAUGCCUAACGAAGCACAGUCGGAAUUGCUCAGUGAAGGCACCUCGGAUCCCAGAGAAAAUCCCAGCCGAAAGAGAAAUGGAUUGUGCACAGAUAAGCACUCGCUGCUCAGUAAGAGGCUCAAGACAUGA
This is a messenger RNA of Puma concolor (puma), 1644 nucleotides long. It is a transcript of the gene ETNPPL, whose product is annotated as ethanolamine-phosphate phospho-lyase. Gene Ontology annotation, cellular component: mitochondrion. The record is from RefSeq and is a predicted model, not a curated record. Lineage: Eukaryota; Metazoa; Chordata; Mammalia; Carnivora; Felidae. Gene Ontology annotation, molecular function: ethanolamine-phosphate phospho-lyase activity; pyridoxal phosphate binding; transaminase activity.